AGCGUUUACUGAAUGUUGCAAUUUGUGAAUAGUUCAACAUAAGCACUGUGUGUCUUGUUCCAAAGACCCUCAAAAUAAUGGCAUCCCGGAAAAUUUGGGAUCCUGAAGAGCACGGAUUAGCAAAAAAAUUUCGAUUGACUGAUUAUACUGGGUUGAAAGGGUGAGGAUGUAAAGUCCCUCAGAAGACUCUGCUCAAACUUCUCGAGGGAUUUACCAACGAUCAGCCACAAAAAAGGGAUGGUUUCCCAACAAUUGGUAUUGGACUUGAUGCUUGCGUCAUUCCACUGCGAUUUGGUGGUUUAUCAUUACUACAAACAACAGACUUUUUCUAUCCACUUGUGAAUGAUCCUUAUAUCAUGGGCAAAAUAGCUUGUGCAAACGUACUUAGUGACUUAUAUGCAAUGGGUGUGCUAGAAUGUGACAAUAUGUUAAUGCUCUUAAGUGCAAGUCAAAAAUUUACUGAGGAACAAAGAGAUAUUAUUUUGCCACUCAUGAUGCAAGGCUUUCGGGAUUUGGCAAAAGAAGCCGGUACUUCUGUAACAGGUGGUCAAACUGUAGUCAAUCCAUGGUGCCUUAUCGGUGGAGUAGCAACCACGAUUUGUCAACAAAACGAAUUUAUCAUGCCUGAUCAAGCAGUUCCCGGCGAUGUACUGGUUUUAACGAAACCUCUUGGUACACAAAUAGCGGUAAAUGCAUAUCAAUGGAUGCUACAAAAAAAUCAACACUAUAAUCGCAUCAAAUUCAUUGUUACAAAAGAAGAAAUUGAGAAUGCUUAUUGUAUUUCAAUGUUGCAUAUGUCUAGACUGAAUAGGAUUGCUGCGCAAUUGAUGCAUGUUUUUGGCGCCCAUGCUGCAACUGAUGUAACAGGUUUCGGAAUACUCGGACAUGCAGAUAAUCUAGCAAAACAACAGCGAAAUGAGGUAAAUUUUGUUUUACAUAAUUUACCAAUAUUUGAAAAAAUGGCCGCUGUUGCCAAGGCCAGCGUUAUAAAAUUUGGUUUAUUAGAAGGAACGUCUGCAGAAACAUCUGGAGGUUUAUUAAUUGCACUUCCACGCGAGCAAGCAGAAAAAUAUUGCAAAGAAAUUUUCAAGCAUGAGGGACUUCAAGCUUGGAUUAUAGGAAUAGUUGAAAAGGGUGAGAGAAAAGCUCGGAUUAUUGAUCGUCCAAGAGUUAUUGAAGUUCCAAAUGUUGAACCAGAACAUGUACCUACACCAGUUGUUCUACCUAUUCCCACCACAGUUACAGUUUCCCGAAAACGAAAUUAUGAAUCCAUUGCGCAACCAACCCCACCUCCACAUAUUGAUGUUCAGCAACCACAACCACACCAUCAUCUUGUCCAUACCCAACCACAACCUAAUUAUAUUCCUGAACCAUCAACUGACCAUCAAAGGCAUGUUUUACCUAUGCACCCAGGUCUUGUUAUGCACGGCAAUGGUGUGCUGCAUCAUCCAUUGGAAGCACAACCUCCACCCGUUGUCCCAAAUCCUUAUCAUCACAUGCACUUUCCUGGCCAACAAUAAUGUGUUGUCUAUAUUUGAAUAAUAAAGAUUGGGCAUAGUUCUAUUUUCUAUUUUUCAAUCAGUUUCAAGCGCUUUCUCUGAAUUACCUAUUGCCUACUAAACCCAUUGAAGUUUAUAGGAUCUCUACUGCCAAUCAAAACUUACAACUGUGUUGUGUGUCCUGUGAUAAGUAUUAUCUAUAAAAACUUUGUCAAAUGAAUUUGUUUCAUACAUAUCCAAUAAUUUCAAAAAAAUGUUUUUAAAAUUCCAAAGUCUAAAUUUACUGGCAUUUAUCACCCAAUUAAAUUUGGUUAUAGUUGUUUGACUUCUUACACAAUGUUAAAACAGAAAAAGUUCAGAUAGAAAUGUAUCAUGAAGUAAAAGUAUCAUAAUUGCUGAAUAUAUAAAUUUUACUUUGAACACCUUUUUUAUAAUCAUACCAGAUUUAGCCAUGGUACUUUCACAUGAACUCAAUAUUUAUGCAGUGUUUACUCAAGUAUGAUCCGCGGCCAGAAAUAUCCAGAUUAGUUUUUGUCAUCAUGGUCCUUCAUGGAUAUUACAUCUGUGGUUUAUGAUAUUAAAUACAUGCUGAUGUCAUACUUUUUGACGAUUUGGUAAUGAAAGAUUGGUAAUGCUAUAUUUUCCUACUCCUAUAUUUUUGAAAAAGUAUGAUCUAGCACUUUUUCCAACGUUUUGAGUGUUCCUAAUUCUUAAGUGCAUCAACAUCAACAUUAGGCUGAUAAUAAUAACUCGAAAACAUAUUUAAAAAUCUUUCAAAACCAUAAAUGCUUUUCAUUCACUGAUAUUAUCAUUUUCGGAAUAUUGACUUUUAAGACUGUUUCACAAACACUGAUAAUUAGUCUGUAUAUCAAUGCACUAUUCCAGCCACUAACAAACUUCAAAUAUUAACGCGUUGUCAAUAGAACCUAUUCGAGGUGUGACCACAGACCACACAUACUAUGUUUGUUUCUGUGUGUUCAUUGCAAACCACUGUUCAUUUUUUAUGUAAUCUGGGCAGCAUUUUGCUGUGUUUGAUAUCAUGAUUAUUUUAUGUAACUUUAUAUGAACUGUCAAAGUAUGAAUCAUGUACUAAUCUGUCUAUUAAUGUGGUGAGUAAGAACUCUACAUGUCCAAUGCUAUAUAGUCUUCUUUUUGUCGGUGAAAUGAUCUUAGCUAAAAUUUUUUGUCCGAUAAAUCUUCCUAGAACCUUCAUAGAAAUAUAGAACCUUCAUAGAAAUAUAACAACACAAGUAUAUUUUUUAUGCCAAUUGCCAAUGAAUAGUUUUUGAUGCAGAACAUAUAGGAUACUUGGAUGAUUGAAUCCACUAACAUGAGUUUACUAGAAGUUUUGUUCUGCUCUCCCAUUCUGAUUUAAAAAAAAAAUUGCUGUGAAGUUUUGUCAUUUUGUAAUUUGGCUUUUGAUGGUAGUAAAAUUUGAUGGGGUUCACUCUACUUUAGUUAUCUACAAUUAAUUAUUAUAAUUUUCCUUAUCUUAUAUACCAGAUAAUUGAUGAGUGUAUAAUUUGAGAGAAGGGCAUUUGUUGACCUUGCAUAAAUUCACAAUAUUUAUAAUCACAGUCAAUAUCAGAUACUUGUUAUACAUGUCCUGUCUGAGUAGUGUAUUGGAAAUAAUGUGGAAGAAAUAAUGUAUGAUAUGUGAUUUUUUUCAUAUUUUUUUAUUUACCAAUCUUGUAUGUGUUUAUGGAAUCAAAUGAUUUUAAUUUCAUUACAAUCUAUUCGUAAUAUGUUUGCGAACAAAUUUAAUGUAGGUUGUCGGUAUUUUGGUUAUAGGGCACGAAUAUACAAUACAAGAGCAUUUCUAUGUUGGUGUUACAGCCCAGUUGUGUGUGGCCCUCCACCCACCUAUAAGGAAAACUUCAAUAAUCUAUAUACCCAGCUUUGUAAGUUCACGUCACUAUGUGGUCGAGUUUUAUAAAAUUCAAAGACUGCAAUUUCAAAUAUUUUUUUACCGAUGCCAUUUUUGUAGAAUCACUUUGUCAAAAUUUGUUUCCAUUACAAUUAAAUGAUUUAAAAUAAUAUUAUUGAUUGAAGUUGAAUAAUCAAAUCUUCUGGCUUGCUGUAGAUUUAUUUAUCUCCUUGCAGGGCUUUUUGUUGAAAAUAUUUCCCGAGCAACAUUCGUGAAAGACUUUGAAUUUGCCUUAUUGUUACACUUUGUACUUUUCAUUUUUGUGCCAUCAAACUAAUUCGGGUUUGAGCAGACCUUGAUUGAUGUUUGAUCACAAGUUUGCAUUGGAUAAUUUGCAGCUCUAUGAUGCUUGCUACUGAAACAAUUUCAUAUUGAUGUAGAUAGCGGAGAAUAUCGCUGCAAAUUAUUUUGCAUGGUCAUUUUAUGGAUGUCAUUGUGUUUUAAUUUGAAGCUGAAUAUGAUUACCUGGUUGAACAUAGA
This is a messenger RNA of Styela clava, 3906 nucleotides long. The record is from RefSeq and is a predicted model, not a curated record. Lineage: Eukaryota; Metazoa; Chordata; Ascidiacea; Stolidobranchia; Styelidae.